GUCCACCAUCACCUGAAUCUAUCGUGGAUUUGGAAGGAUUUGACUCACCAAUUGACCUGGAUUCUCAAAGGACCACAGAGAUCAUGGAUGACUUAAUCAACGAAGGUAUUGAGCUGCAACAUCCUGCCUUUUCACCUCCGUUUGAUCCAGUAGGUGCUCCAGCCACCAAGAUUCAGCCUUGUAGACCAAAGAAUGCAGCUGCCAGCAACAAAUGUGCUAAGAAGAAGGCAAAAAAAAUUGAAAUUAACACUGAUGAAGCUAUAGUUAAUGUCUCAUCCCAACUUGGUGAGCUGAAGCCAAUAAUCUUCAAGGCUGUGGAAGCUCUUGGCUCCAUAAUAGGUGAUCGUGAUGGUUACAACAGUAAGCAAGCUGCUUUGAUCAAGGAGAUAGGGAAAAUUGGAGGACUCACUCGUGACCAAGUCAUUGAUGCUGCUAUGGCUUUAGUGGACAACGAGCCAAAGACUCGACUUUUCUAUGCACUAGAGAGCGAGGAAGACCGGUGCUACUUCAUCAGGAGCUUGCUACGUUGACAUUAGUGGUGUAGGAUUGACUUCCUAGUCUAUUUUGCAGAACACAUGUGGGAUGUAUGCGAAACUUUUUUGUUUGUGCAAGGUUAGCUCAUGCUGGAAGUUUGGCGGUGGAAAACCAUCAUUUUGCUGAAGUUUCCUUUCAUCCCAAAUGUUAUAACUGUGUUAGACUUAUGAUUGCUGGUUUUAAACGGUUGUGAAAGCUAUUGGCAGGAACCUUCUUUAUAUUCUUCUGAUAUUAUUAAUUUUUUUUGUUUCGUCUUCUAGAAAGUUGCAGCUGGCUCAGUUUGGCUUGCAUCUAAACUAGAGGAAACUCCCAUAAGAGCAAGGCAGGUUAUCAUUGUUUUUCACCGGAUGGAAUGCCGCAGAGAGAAUUUGCCCAUAGAAUUUUUGGAUAUCAAUUCUAAGGUUAGAAUCAAUACCGCAUUGCAUU
This is a messenger RNA of Linum trigynum, 960 nucleotides long. Lineage: Eukaryota; Viridiplantae; Streptophyta; Magnoliopsida; Malpighiales; Linaceae. The record is from the annotation of a GenBank genome assembly.